AUGGUGAACUUUACCUUGAUACCAGUGUUACUCUGCACUUUCAGUUGGAUCUCUGUCUCAGUCUCUGAGUUUUACACAGUGGAGGUUCAGCCUGGUGAAGAAGUCACACUGCUGUGCUCCAACUUUAGCAGUAUACCCACAAAUAUAUUCUGGUUCAAACUGGUCAAUGGACCCAAUAUCACCCGCAUUUCAUCUAUGACGAGCUCUGAUGGAAAUGCUUCGGUCAGUGAAGGAUUUCAAGACGGCAGAUUUAAUAUGACAUCCAACACCACUACUCUCUUUCUGAACAUCAAACCUGUGGAUUUAUCUGACUCUGGGCUGUACUUCUGUGGACUUAACCAAGAACAAGACUCAGUAAACGUCUCACUGAUGGCAAAUUUAAACAUUCGAGAAGUGCCAACUGAUGGGUUUACAAAUGUCACGACUGUGAUCCUGGCAUGUAGUCUUACUGUACGCACGAUGGUGAACUUUACCUUGAUACCAGUGUUACUCUGCACCUUCAGUUGGAUUUCUGUCUCAGUCUCUGAGUUUUACACAGUGGAGGUUCAGCCUGGUGAAGAAGUCACACUGCUGUGCUCCAACUUUAGCAACUAUCCUAUGAGGAUAUUCUGGUUCAAACUGGUCAAUGGAGUCAAUAUCAUCCCUAUCUCAUCAAUGACGAGCUCUGAUAAAAAUGCUUCGCUCAGUGAAGGAUUUCAAGACGGCAGAUUUAAUAUGACAUCCAACACCACCACUCUCUUUCUGAACAUCAAACCUGUGGAUUCAUCUGACUCUGGGCUGUACCUCUGUGGACUUGAAGAACAAGGCUCAGUAAACGUCUCACUAAUGGCUACAAAUUUAAAGGUUCAAGUCCUAGCUGAAGAGUUUAUUAAUAUGAUGACUGUGAUCCUGGCCGGUGUAACAGUUUUCCUUCUUAUUGGCAUCAUCUGUCUGGUCGUCAAAAUCUGGACACUUUAUACAGCUCAACACGAGGAAGUGAUUCCACAACACACUGAGUUCGUAGGCUCUGAUUCUCUCAACUACGCAGCUCUGAGUUUCCGUCCCAAAGUAAAAAGCAGCAGAAGGCCUGCAGCAGAGAGAGAACUGGAACCACAUGUAGUGUACGCUGCCACAAGAUAGACUCAAAUAAUUCAGCUCAUCUCAUGCUUUAUCACAGUGAGCUGCUUGUGGGUCGUUUGUGCGGCUGUUGAACGAGAG
Mugil cephalus (flathead mullet) is the source of this 1197-nucleotide messenger RNA. RefSeq lists its product as uncharacterized. NCBI's taxonomy places the organism in Eukaryota, Metazoa, Chordata, Actinopteri, Mugiliformes, Mugilidae. Gene Ontology annotation, biological process: response to bacterium. The record is from RefSeq and is a predicted model, not a curated record. The transcript has 8 exons. Bases 1 to 1119 code for a protein of 372 amino acids.